AAUUCACAUUGAGGAUCGUCGACGAGCUCCUACCUACCUGUUUGACUCUUGUCCAUACGCUGACCCCACCAUGACAUCCUCCUGACGAUGCCUCCUCAGCCCUUGACCAGCGAGGCUGGACCCUCGACAGAUCUCUUCGUGGAGGACUUUGGACCGCCGAUAUGGCGAACGGUCUUGAACAAACGAGCAGAUCUCGGUUAUCCAGACUUUUACCCCUCUCGGCCUGGGUUUGGCCAACCAGAGGAUAUUCUGACGGAGGAGAAUGUCAAGAAUGGAUAUUCUGCCAGACCUUUCGUCACGGUCACCUCGGCGGAGAGCUUCUCGAUGCAUGGACCGAUCCAUAACCAACUGGUCAAUGGAUGUUUGGCCACGCUCAACAAGCUCGGCAGGGAAAUCAUUGAGAAACGCGACGAGUGUAUGCCUCAAUUUGGAGAACGGGCCUUUCGCAUACCUGUCCGAGUGACUUAUAACGAUGUCAAACGAACUCAGUUCCUGUCCGAUCUCGCCAACCCAAACGUCCCACUGUACAAGCUCAUGAGGAAUCCGAUACCUCAUGGGUUCAAGGGUUUGGAGCUGCUCGACACCAUGUUCUCGCCUUCUUUCGUUCCUGCUCACAAUCGAUCUAUCAGUGGCCCCCAGGCUUCGGCACUCCCUCAAUCCAUCGCCAUUGACCGCGCAGUUUGGUUCAUCCGAGUCUUGGGAUCAAACGAGAUCUCAGCCCAUCGUGGCAGAGCCCAGCCAGUCUCCGCGCCCUCGGCACCUUCUCCCGCGGCGGCAGUCACCCCUUCCUCGUCCUUGUCCCAAAAUACCAGUGUGGCUUUGCCGCUGUCGAGCAGUGACUGGCACACGCAAGAGUUUACGACGCUGUACACCAAUUGGCUGAGGAUCCAGCUGGGUCAGCUGUCACUGCCCACAGUACAGACGAGAGGAGUGCCGGCGCCACGGUCGGGUGCUACCAGUGUGCUCGGCGAUGAAAAGGCGAGGGCUCGGUGGCUCGUCAAGUGGAACUAUAGUCUUGCUCUCCUCCGUCAACUAUUUAACCGUCACCUAAUAUCUGCAAGAGUUUUAGGCGCUUGGCUGGUGGACAUGCUCGCCUCGUCCAAUCUUGCUCAGCUUGGCUUUGUCGCUCGUCUCGCAGCCGAUCACAUCACUGCGCUCGCUCGGCAUGUGCACAUCGCCAGACCGUGUCUCCGCGCCGCGUGCGAUAGGAUAGUAGAGAUCCGUGAAGCGAAAAUGCCCCUGGAGAAUGUCGAGAUGGUGCUCAAGUCACUCAUACAGGUGCUAUGUCGGUGCGACGAAAUGGCCCUUAUGAACCCAUCGCUUUGGCGCAAGCAUCGAGACUUGAUUCUCUCACUCGUCAACCCGUCACCCUCAAUCGCCUCGUUGGAGGAACGAUCCAAGGUACUCAUGUUCAAGCCUCCCUCUACGGGCAGUCUAUCGACGCCGCGUCGGCAACAGAUGGAAGAUCUCCAAAAAUUGGACAGCAUGAAUGCCGAAACAAACAUGCUUCAGCUGUGUCUGUCCUACUUUGACGGGAAUGCCUCACCAACGAGCUCGACACUCGACGUAGGGCGAUUCGACGAAAAAGUCGUUGUCCUGUUAAAUUGGGCCAUGGGCUCAUUCCAGCUGGGGAUACACCGUGCCUAUGCUGUUCACACCUUGCUAGUCAUGUGGAGGGAAAAAUUUGACGAGCAUCAGUCAAAGGCCACGCGGUCCGCUGCAAUGGACUUUUUCCCGACACUCUAUCAAUGGCUUGACACGUCGGAAGCGGCCAAGAGCAGACAAAACGCCCAAGCCAUCGGUAUCACCUUUGGCGAGCUGACUCGUCAGGGGUUGUUCUCCUAUGGCCGGUAUCUCCAAACGCUCAUCGCACAAGGUCACUCAGCUCGAUUUGAUCUGUCAGCUUCGAGCCACCACCUGCGCAUCCUUCGAUCGCUCCCGAUCUUUGUCCAGGGCAAGGAUCUGUUGCAUCAGCGCAGACUUGCUCUGACUGGAGGCAACAAGCAGCUGUUGGCCAUGCAUGAAACGGAGGAGAAGGAGAUCAUGGCAGAGUUUGAAGAAGAGUGCAAGGAGUUUGUCCCAGAGGUCUUCGGCUACAAACGCUACGGUGCCAGUACCCAGUACAAGGAGGCUGUCUAUCACCACCUACGGUCGACGAACAAAAUCACCAGGCAUUUAUUUUUGCAGGCUCGAUUCUGGAUCUAUCCCUUGGCAGUAUCCAGCCUGGUCAUUCAAGGACGACGCCCAGCCAUCGAUGCGUCGGCCUUCGCUCGGAUUCUUCACGUUUUCAGAGAAUGUAACGGUUAUUCGACCAUGGCUGACUACCUCGUCAAAGCUCUCCAAAUCAACCGUGACAUUGAUAUUCUCGACUGUAUCAUCGACACGAUCCGCCGCGAUGCCGAUGUAUGGACCGCGAUGGAUCGCUGGGAAUUGUUGACAGACGCCUUGAUGGAGCGAAACGCCGCACAGGACACCGCAGGUCAACAUCAUGCAGCCUUGGCCUCUCUCCUCGUCGAACUCGCGCGGCGUGACCGACUGUCCGCAGAGGACCUAGCCGAAGUCCAGUCGUCCAUCGACUCUCACCGCAAAGCCCGUCCUGAUCCCUCGACAACCUUUUUCGACGGGGCGCAGAGCAUGGACGGCGUGAGACAGGUGAUGGCGAAAGGGGACGUCACUGCAGCCUCGUUGCUCGGAGCAAAACUCUUCGUUCGUCAUGGCCCAUUUGAAAAUUGGUCGACGCUCUGGUGGGAGACCCUCGUCGAUGCGAUACAGACGAGCACACAUGCCACGAUUGUGGAUGCUGUAACUGCCCAGAUUGCAACCGUCUUUGAGCAGGCCGAGGGUCAGUUGGAUUCCGUCGUCGACGCGUGGCUCCAGACGGUCACGAAUCCCAUCGAACUUUUAUCAAACGGCUCUCAUCUCUGUACCAUUCUGCUCCACGAGUGCGCGCACCGCCAUCUCCGACUCGUUUCGCGGACACUCGAGACAUUGGUGUAUCCUGUCUGGGCCAAAUGCGCCGCCGCGACCCUCAAGGACGGAUCAUGUUCACAUCCGCUUUCCGUCACCAACAGCGUCACCCUCUGCCAACAGCUUCUCCUGACCAAACCACCGAAUCAAUCGCUACCACCAACAAGUCUCCGCCAGGCUCUCGUUCUGCAGACCGAGCGAGGCGAAACACUCAAAGGCGCCCACGUCAUUUCCCUGCUGCAGCAUCUGCCAUUCUUGGUCAUCCUUGAAAAGGGAUCCGCCACGCCGGAGCGGUUGCAGACCCAAAUCUCCCUCCUCUUGGAGCAGCUUGCCGCCACACCUCAUUUCAAAGCGGCCGCUUUUCGCCACCUGGACGUGCUCAAAGAUGCUUUCCUGUCAAACGAAUGGAGCGAGUCGUCGAUGGAAAAUCUGGAGGCGGGUAUGGUUGAUGUGCUCAAGAUGAUCAUGUCGCAGGGGACGAACAAUGACAUUGCAUCCCUUGAAUCGAGUCCCCGAUCCAGCGCGUGGCGAUGGACAUCUAUCGUCUUGAGUAUGCGUGUGGACUUCAAACGUCUGGCCAUGCGUAUCAACAGUGAUGGUGACACCAGCGAGGCCAAGACCACUCUCAGUCAGCUGGUCCGCUCUAAUCUUGAUCGGGACAUGUCCGCAGACGAUGCCGAUCUGUUGUGUGAGGCCAUCCGAGGGAUUGAGAGGGUUGUAGCACAAGAGAUCAUUUCGUUUGGGAUCGAGCGACUAGGCGCCUUGCUUGCCCAAGUCAUUGAUGCGGACUCCCAAGCACAGACGGACCAUCCGUGCAAAAGUAUAGACCUCUUGCUUCGAGUCUUGGACAGUGCCAGUCGGACAUCGCCUUUGCCGUGGGGCGAUCACGCGAUUCUCACAGCUCGCCAUGCUCUGCUCGACUUGAUCUCGGUGGCUCUCCAGUCCAUUGAGAGGCAAUUCGCUUCCGACGAAUCUGAAUUGCCAGGCGAUGAUCCGCCCAAAUCUUCAGAGCUGCUUCACGUCGCCUUUCGCCUCUUGCGCUUCAGUCUUGGUCUGCCCAUCGUGGAAUCGCCGAAUCCGACUCUGCCUCGUCCCGACUUUGGCCGGCUUGCCACGGCUUUUGCCAGGUUGCUCUCGGCUCUCCCGACUUCCAUCGGUGAUCGGGCUACAAUUCGCCUGGGUGACAUGCUGGCGUAUAUUCUCGACAGUGCACCAUCACGUGCCACUGUCCAUUCGGCUCUGGUCGCCGAAGUUUCCCUGCAUCAGUCAAAGGCUUCGAUACUUCAGGCUCUGUCUAUCCUCUCGAUUCGACACCGACCGACAGCGCUGAAUCUAGGCGAUGACACUGUUCCACUCGACGACAGACCAUGGGAAUUGUUUGAGCGUCUCGACCCCAAACCACGUCGCGCCAAAGGUCAAGACUUUUACCUCGCGAGCAAGAAGUACAAGGAUACUGCCGCCAUCAGCAUGGCCCUCUUUGCUCCAAGAAUCGAGUAUGAUGCGAUGCCUCGAGACGAGGAGGAUGACGAUGCUGCGUCUGAAGCGUCUGACCCCGAUCUGUACGCCUCGGAGCGGGAUCUCGGCAACGAUCUGGCGGGUGAAUCUAGCAUGCUUAAGCAAUUUACCACGGCGAUCUAUGGUGGGCCAGAAGAGGCAUCUAUAGAAGACGACAUUGUCAUUCAUCACGCCUCGCCCACAACCUCGGUCUCCUCACCAUCCAACCUGCUCAGACCACGCCGAGCCUCGACACGUGGCAUGCCGACUGGAUCAGACAAGGACCCGAUCCCCCUCGUUGACGAUGACGAUGACGAUGACGAUGACGAUGAUAGCGGAAGCGAGGAGGAUGAACCUGAGCUUCUGCCUCCUCGAGGUAAACGACCUCGGGUCGCGAGCAAGUCGACAGGAAGUGUGGGAGGCAAGACGACGAGAAAGACGACUGGGGGGAAAAUGUAGGGAGGAAGGCAACGGGUGGGAAGGCAAGAGUCGGCGGGAAGGCGCCGUCAAAAGGCCAUGGAAGAAGACGAUCUGUCAACGAGUAGUGAUGCAUAUACUCGGCAGCUCUCGGGGAACCC
This is a messenger RNA of Kockovaella imperatae, 5039 nucleotides long. RefSeq lists its product as hypothetical. The transcript is spliced from 11 exons. Gene Ontology annotation, cellular component: mediator complex. Lineage: Eukaryota; Fungi; Basidiomycota; Tremellomycetes; Tremellales; Cuniculitremaceae. The coding region runs from base 88 to 4920 and encodes 1610 amino acids. Gene Ontology annotation, biological process: regulation of transcription by RNA polymerase II. Gene Ontology annotation, molecular function: transcription coregulator activity. The record is from RefSeq and is a predicted model, not a curated record.